GGUGCUCAUGCCACGUGGGGAUUCUGGGCGUGUGUUGUGCUGCUGUCCGUCCAUGGGAGUGCGCGGGCGUUGAACGCCAACGCCGCGGUGAGCGCGCGCUCAGUGUGAGCACGCACGUGGCAAGAGGAGUCCAGCGGUGACUGAGUGCGGCCGGUCGUGAGCCGUGGGCGAGUUGUCGCGUGAGUCCUCAGGACAGCACCAUGCGUCUCAUCGUGGCUUUAGUUCUGCUGCAGCUCAUGACCGGGAGAGGACUGGGCGGCGCUCAGGAGUGGACGAGGGAAUCGAUGGGAGACUCCCGGGAGACGGGGGAGUGGGAGUCGGGCGACGAGGUGGAGAUGGAGCCGGAGCACUUGGAGGGGGUGUUUGGUGAAUGGGAGGCGCCGGACGAGGUGAUGCCGCGGGUCCAGCAAGACCGCCUGCUGUGCGUGCGCUGUCACCCGCAUGCGAUCUGUGAGACCCGUCCUGACGGCAGCCAGCGGUGUCUCUGUAAACACGGAUUCAUCGGGAAUGGCAUCACCGUGUGUAAUGAUGUGGACGAGUGUCUCAUGGAUGACACCUGUGCAAAGCAUGAGCUCUGCCAGAACUCUCCGGGGAGCUUUGAGUGCCGCUGCCGCGCGGGAUUCACACGGAGACGGGGACGCUGUGUAGAUUCCCAGGCCAGGAUUGCCAUGAACGCAUCGUCCGCAUCGUCCGCAUCUGAGCGCUCAUCGUACCCCCUCACCACCCCCGCUGCCAACUCGUCCGCCUCGCCACGGGCACCGCUGCCAACCUCCGGCCCUGCAUACGAGAACGUGACGAAGGUCGCUCCGUGCACGCCCUGCCACAUUGACGCGCGCUGCAACGCAACCACGGGGCGUUGCAUGUGCGUCGAAGGUUAUAUUGGCAACGGCAUCACCAUCUGCGAGGACAUUGAUGAGUGUUUGGAUGACAUAUGCGACAAGACGUAUAAUUGCCACAACUCUCCAGGCAGCUACAAGUGCAUCUGUCCGACCGGCUUCCGCGAGAAACGAGAUAAAUGUGUGGAGAAUCCAAAAAAAGCCAAGAGGCAUCCAUGCCCUGCUGCGAGCGUGUGCGGUGUCACGUUUCCUGAGACCUCAACAAACUUCGCGAUAGUUCCAUGUUACCCCAACUCCACAGGUUUCGCCAACUAUUCCUGCCACACCGUGAGCGGCGUUUGGUUCAAGAAAGGGCCCAACUUCAAAGGCUGCACCAUCCAGGGUCCCGCGAGGCCCACGCGGCAGCGCUGGACGAGCGAGAUCUGUGGAGCCAUGACCGAGGCCGAUGACUUAAUGGGACACGGCGACGACGCGACCAUGGAGUGGGCAGCGUCCUUGGCGGCGUCCCUGCUGCCCCGUGAGCCCCCGCGGGACUGGGCAGAGCUGCCCCCCGCCGAAGCCGUCCACAUCCUGUCCCGUGGCCUCGCCAAAAUCGACCAGGCCAUCAGCGUGGCCGCCACUCUCCUGAAACGCCCAGGGCAGGUCAUGCGAGGCCAGGCUGAGGGGAAUGAGCUGGAGGUGAUGUCUUUGCACCCUGGAGUUUCCAAUCUUCAUUUCGUCUCGAGCGGAGUCGAAGCUGGAAUCUACCUGAGCGUCAACAACACGGAACUCACGCCUGGCGCGGCGGCGGUCUCGUUUGGCUACAACCCGCACGUGCACUCCCACCUGCCCCCCCUGCCCCUCGUCCCCGCCGUGGGCGCCCACGACUCCUCGCCUCGCGGCCCCCUGCGCAUCAUCUCGGCGGUGUUGUCGGCCACGCUGCUGCCGAGCGCUGCGCGCCACGUGCAUCUCACGGGCAACGUGACCUUCAGCCUGAGGCUCUUGGAGAAUCCGGAGAACGGGCUUGUGCAGUGUGGCUUCUGGGUGGAGCAUGCGAGCACGUGGAGCACGCUCGGCUGUGAGGUCGCGUUCCUCAACCACAGCCACGCCCACUGCUCCUGCUCCCACCUCACCCACUUCGCCAUCCUCCUCGCUCACCGCCCGGUAUCGGAGCACGAUGCGUCGAUCCUCUCCGUGUUGACGCGUGUCGCACUCUCCGUGUCGCUGGUGUGCCUGGCGCUGAGCGUGGCCACGUUCACGCUGAGCCGUGCGUUGCAUGGAGCCCGCAACUCUGUGCACGCCAAUCUGUGCGCGACGCUCUUCAUCGCCGAGUUCAUCUUCCUGCUGGGCGUGCAUCAGACAGCAUACACUGUGCUGUGUAAAGUGGUCGCCUACUUUCUUCACUACUUCUUCCUUGCCGCGUUCACCUGGAUGAGCCUCGAGGGCGUCUGCCUCUACUUCAUGGUCGUGCAGGUGUUCCAGUCACGUGACCUGCACGUGCGCUCACUCUACGCUGUCGGCUACGGCGUGCCAUUGGUCAUCGUGAUCCUCACAUCGGCCAUCGCCCCCGGCUCUCAUGGAACCGACACAUACUGCUGGCUGGAUAAGAGCAUCUACUGGAGUUUUGCGGGCCCCGUGCUGUGCGUGAUCACGACAAACCUGGGCUUCCUUGGCAUCACCAUGUACAAGAUGAUUCGGCACAGACACCCCAUCACCCCCGGGGUCUCGUGUAUGGAGACAAUGCGGGUGCUGGUGCUGUCAUCACUGGCCCUCACCUUCCUGCUGGGCGUGCCCUGGGUGUUUGCCCUGUUCUACGUGAGCGAUGGCACCGCCUUCGCACUCUACAUCUUCACGGUGUUCGCCGCUCUGCAGGGGCUCUUCAUUUACAUCUUCCAUUGCCUGCUGCAGAAGAAGGUGCGUGACGAGUACGUUCGAAUCGCGCGGCGUCUCUGCGGCUACACGGAACUCGUAAGGGGAUCAACAUCAUCCUCCAGUGGCCACGGAACCCGGACACGGGGCUCGGUUGGAAAUGGCUUCGGGGCGUCCAUCAAGUUUGAAGAAAUGAACCAGGGGUUCCGAUCGAAUGGGCUUCAACCAUCUCUUACUGAAAACGGAGGCGGUGGUCACCUGAAAACAUUUGCCAAGCCCGGGACUGACUGAGGCUUUGGGCCUGAAAACGUCCAGGCCUGGAUGUGGGCUUGAUGCCUAAUUCGGCCUUGAGGUCUAGGAUGUUUAAUAGAGGACCAAUAUCACGGUGUUUGUGAUGCAGCACCAAACAUAACACCAACACAACACAGAAUCAAACUAAGAAACAACAAUACAACACGUACAUAUCACAAGCAUGACAACACAAUACAUGACACGGACAAAUGAAACGCAAUUCACGCCUCAAAAUACAACGCAAUGCGCAACACAUUCAGAGCGCAAUGCAUAACACAGUCACAUCAAAACAAUACAAAAACAACACAAUACACAAAACAACACAAAGUAAUAUGUGAACACGAUCCACUCAACAUACAUAACGCAAUACACCAUGUAAUAUUAAAUUAUUACAAUGAGGCAGUGUUCCUGACAAAGGUGGAAGAUAUUGUUUGUGCGUAUGCAUCACUGUCAAUGCUUGCCUUUAGUGUGAACCAUAUUUGUUUUUUUUCAUUACACUGAUUGGUAUUGCACACGGUCAUUUGCGUUUAAUUUUAUAAUAAAUCACACUCCAGCAAUCAAAGCUGUUCUAUAAGCCCUAGUCAACCUUUCCUCAGUGGGAGGCUGCUUCAAUCACUUCUUGCCCCAGUUGUCUGGAGCUGCCUUUCCCCAGCCAUCUCGGCUGCCAAUUCCCCCGCGCGCUUGUUCAAGUCCAGGCUCAAAGCCUUGCUUUUGACCUCUGCCUAUGCCACACCUCCGAUUAACACGGUUGGCUACGUACGGUGCGAAAUAAGUUCAACAUGCAUAUAUACGUGCCCGACUGCCUCUCUGUAUUCAACAAAUAUUCCCAUAGUUUCUUUAUCGCGUCUAGGGUUGCAGUCCCAUUUAGACGCUGUAUAAAAAUUACAUUGUAGUUAAAUCACGGUUACCGAUUGGUCGUAAAUCGCAGGCGAUUUAACAGAUAAUUCAGAAAAUCGCAAGGUAACCAAGUCAAGUUGACGAACUGAGAAUUUAUUUCAGUUUAAUCAUAAAUGUAGUCAAUAUCAUAAUUAUAUUUCUUACAUGGUACUGUUAGUAAAAUAAUAAACUGUACAUCAGUAAAGCAAGUAAGCUACCUACUGAUAUUGUAUCGUAGAACAUGAGUGUCAUCCCCCUGCCUGCCUGGGUUUCUCCAAAUACUCUGGUUUAUUCAAAUGUGAAACAACAGAAAGGCAUUGAUCAAUCAUACCAAUACAGGAACCUUCUAAAAAUAGUCUUGAGACUCAGUGAGGCUUUUCUGGAUAAAUGACUUAUUAAAAAUUAAAUUACCUUUAGGAUUGACUGCAAGGAGAUCAUGGUGGAGUUUUAUUUCAGCGAUUGGCUGAAAUACCAAUAAUCUCUGCCUCAAUCGUGAAGCUGAAGGUCCUUUGCCUGGGAAGUUUGACCAAUUUCUCACUGAGUUUUUGUUGCACAUUUGAGGAUACCGGAGUGUCCAGAGAAACUCUACGCCUAUGAUGGAGAACGCUAAAAAAAAAAUCCGUGCCGUCUCCGUGUGACCGUAACCUUGCCAUCAUGAAUUCUACUCGCCCAGUUGUUGGGCGUUAAAUGACUGAAAUGUGAGUGACAGAGACCUGACUUGGGAGAUUGUUUUGUAAUUGAUUGAAAUGUCUUCGUAUGAUCAGACGUUUCACAUUAUCUGGCAGUAUUUUGAGCAAAUUUGUGUAAUGAUUGUCGAAGAAAACGUUUUAGCUUAUGUAAAAUGAGCAUUGUAAAUACAUACAACAUUUCUGCACCUUAUUCACAUAUAAAUGCUUAUAUAUCUGCUUAGAGUAAUGUCGUUUCUUCUGUAAUAUACCAAUUAAGCUUUAUCUGCCGAAAUAGGCCCUUCCGUGCCUUUUGCCUGGGCGCUCUGCCUAUUUUCAGUUAACUUGCUGGGGUGAGUCACCAAGGUGAAAGGGAAGUCAAGAGCUCUCAUCCAGCCUCUAUCCACCGGUUAUUGACAAGAACUCACAAUGUGAUUGCCUGCGAAAUCAUUGUAACUGUAAUAACGGGCAACUGGGUUCAAAUAACACCGAUGAAUCUGGCAGUUUUUAUGCCUUUUGGCAACUAUUUUUUUAAACACUUCAAUAGUAUGAAUCCAGCGUCGGUAUAGGCCUUUCAGUGUUUUUUUGGCAUUCUAAUGAACUUAAGAAUCCCAAAAAUGCCUCAAUUUCACCUGUGAUAACGCAUGGCAAACCGCAGUAGUUUGCAGUUGAAAAGAUGUUGAUUUGAUUAAUUUAUUAUAAUCGCAAGUGCAGCACUUGGUUCUGCAUUUAUGGUAUAAAAGCGCUUUACACGCAGAAUCGUAAAUGUAUUUUUCAUAAACAAAACUUAGCCAAUGAUUAAUUUCACAAAGGCGUAGGAAGAUAUCAGCUGCCAUAUGAUUCCACAUUUAUUGCAGCGGGGCUUGUUAGUAAGCAAUCUCUUAACAUGCACAUUUAUCAAUAAGGCUGUUUAAUUUAACGAUACAUUUAAUCAAGCGACCAGUGUGCCUUCUGCAUCAGCGUAGUACAAGAGCUUUUGUCUAAACACGCCAAAUCCUGGACUGGUUGGGACUUAAAUUAAUCUCAACAGGCCUGUAAACUAUUUCGUGUAUUCUGUCUGAACAAAACAAAAAUAUACAAAAGAAACCAACUUUGAGAAAAGUAAAUUUCAGCAAUGCGAAGAUAUAAGGCGUUGCCACACAGUUGUGGGCACAUUUUUCGUUGGGUAAGUACUCAUGCUGUUCUGUCGCUUAACAGAGUGUAAACUCGUAAAAGCAUAGUAAAGUAUAUACACUUUACCACGGUGCAUUCGCUUAUCAAUGUUGAGAAUUGGUAUGGCCAGUGGGGGAAAACAUGUUUCAGAUGGUUGGUCCAAAUGUGUAAAAAAAAUUAUACGCAACAUACUUUGUCAAAUAUUUUAUUUAAAUAACUACCGCUGCUUGUUUAUGACUAACCUGUUAUAAUUGCUUCUUUAAUCAUUGUUAAUAACAAGAGUUUUAAAUGUAUUUGAAAUAUACUUUUGGAACCUGGUUACGAGUUUCCUAAGACGAGGUAAUUUCUCAUUGGCUGUUGCUGUCCAACAAAUUACAUUGCAGCAAGUAGGUUGCUGACAAAUACCUAUCGCUUAUUUAUCCAGUAUGACCCCCUCGCAAGCAUGUUGGGUUUUCUCCAGGCAAACUGGCUUCCCUCCAUAUAAAGCCAAACUAAAACAUAACAAAAAAAAUUCGCCAAAUAUCCUCAAGCUGGACCGUUUGGAAAAAGUGUUGAGACUAAGCGAGGUUUUGCUGGGUAAAUAAAGCACAUUGUUAUCGA
Messenger RNA from Petromyzon marinus (sea lamprey), 6268 nucleotides. Its product is annotated as adhesion G protein-coupled receptor L4-like. Gene Ontology annotation, molecular function: calcium ion binding; G protein-coupled receptor activity. Gene Ontology annotation, cellular component: plasma membrane. NCBI's taxonomy places the organism in Eukaryota, Metazoa, Chordata, Hyperoartia, Petromyzontiformes, Petromyzontidae. The record is from RefSeq and is a predicted model, not a curated record. Gene Ontology annotation, biological process: adenylate cyclase-activating G protein-coupled receptor signaling pathway; cell surface receptor signaling pathway.